AUGGUUAUGAACAAAGCAUUGCUUGCGGCGGUGGCAUUGGCGACCACAAUGAUCAUUAUGAUGGCACGUCCUUCUGUCCAGGAAUCGGUUUACAUCACCAAUCAUUUGACCAAAAGGGUAUUGAUUGUGCAUUGUCGAUCUACGGACACCGACCUUGGAGCCCAUGCGGUAGCCGUCGGGGCAAGCUUCCACUGGAACUUCCGGGAGAAUAUAUUUGGCGGGACUUUCUUCUGGUGCAAACUCGCGGUCGAAGAUAAGCGUAUUUAUUUCCUGGCGUACGACGAAUACGUCGAAACGUUCGGGACCUGGUUUGUUUGUGACGACGGGGUUUAUGGGACGCCCGCUAGUCGUCCGGCCUUUCUGAAGGCUGCAUGGACUCGGCCAUAA
Molecule: messenger RNA, 387 nt
Organism: Linum tenue
Lineage: Eukaryota; Viridiplantae; Streptophyta; Magnoliopsida; Malpighiales; Linaceae
Source: the annotation of a GenBank genome assembly